AUAUAUGUAUAUAUAUAUACAAGGACAACCAUAUAUUCCUCCAUAGACACAACUCUUCCAAAUCACUUCUUCUACCUCUCCAAGGAUUCCUUCUCUUGGAGUUCUCUACUAGCUUUCCAAACUAUUCGGCAAAGUUGAAGAAAGUCUAAGAAGAAGAAGGGAUCAUUACCAACGUGGAUCGGUUUGAUAGAGAUCAUGCAGGAGGACAACAAGAAGAUGAAGGUGAAGAAGGGGUUCCUGGCUGUCCAAGUAGGGUUGGAGGAUGAAGACGGAGGAGUCCAGAGGUUCGUGAUCCCGAUAUCGUAUCUGUACCACCCGCUCUUCAGGAAGCUCCUCGACAAGGCGCAUGAGGUCUAUGGUUACCACACGAAGGGCCCGCUCCGGCUCCCUUGCUCGGUGGAUGACUUUCUCCACCUGCGGUGGCGGAUCGAGAGGGAACCGAGCGGCCACCACCACCACCACCAUAGCCACCAUCACCACCCGCACCUGUCUAGUUCUUUGUCUUUCAACUCUUGUCGAUAAUAAUAAUCAAUGUUAUAACCCUUUUUCUGUAUGUGAGAGCAAAGGGGCACUUUAGUUUUUUGCUAGCUUUUUAUUGCCUUUCUAUAUUUCCUUCCAAAAAGAAAAAGAAAACAAAAUAUAAAAAAGAAGAAGAAGAAGAAGGAGAAGAAGAAGAAGAAGAGGAGGAGGAGGGCUGUAUUGAGUCUUCUUAAUUUGCCCCAAUUAAACUUUUCAAUUUCCUACUUUUGGAGGUUUUUCUUUGAGGAAAAUAGCUCCUACUUGGAGUACGUUGAAAGAGUAAGUGAGGAAACAGGAGUUUGCCAACAAACAAGGCACUGUCAUGGUUAUUUUUUUUUUGAUCGAUCGAUGAAUUAGUGAAAAUAUCUGCAUA
This is a messenger RNA of Punica granatum (pomegranate), 892 nucleotides long. Lineage: Eukaryota; Viridiplantae; Streptophyta; Magnoliopsida; Myrtales; Lythraceae. The record is from RefSeq and is a predicted model, not a curated record.